AUGACCCGCACUGAGGCCAAGAGCUUCUGUGAGGCCAAAGAUAAAGACAGCACUCUGCUGCAUAUCCUGGAUGUGUACGAGCAGGCUCACUUCACCGCGCGCAUGGGCAGCUACUCCGGUCACUGGUGGAUCGGCCUGAGAGCGAAGGGGGAAACAGCUGGAGUGGAUUAUUACUGGGACAGUGGAAAUCUGAUGAUCUACUCUCACUGGGGCCGUGACCAGCCCAAUAGCCAUGCUGGGCCCUGCGUCACCAUGACAACCUCAUCUACCCCAGGGUUCUGGGGUAACAGGAACUGUGAGGAGUCUCACUCUUUCAUCUGUGAAAUUCCUAGAGAUGGUAUCUCUCCGCCCACUAAGGCCCCAACUCCGCCCCCUGUGACAGGAUGUGCUGCAGGCUGGACCGGACAGGCUCACUUUAGAUUCUGUUACAGGCUCUUCACAGUGGACUAUGCGUAUAAGAAGAGCUGGCAGGGGGCACGUGAGGACUGCGUUGAGCGCGGCGCUGACCUGGUCAGCAUCCACACAGCCAUGGAGGAGAUAUUCAUAGCCGAGUACACCAAGGGCAAGACACAGUGGAUCGGCCUCAGCAAAAACCCACUGGAGGGAGAUUAUUCCUGGAGUGAUGGUUCUUCGCUCAGUCACAGUAACUGGGGUCCUGGAGAGCCGAAUGACCACAGCGGCCGGGAGAACUGUGUGGAGAUGGUCACCACUCAGAACGGCACGUCCUUCUGGAAUGACAUCAACUGUGAAGCCCAUCAGGACUGGGUCUGCAUGAUCACCAAGGGCGUGACCCCCAUCGAGCCCCCAGCGCCCCCUUCAGCUGUGCCAGCUCCGGACUGUGGGAGUAACCCUGGCUGGAGGAAGCACAACGGCAUCUGUUAUUACUACAACGACACCGACGUGGUGGACUUCUACACAGCACUGAGCAGGUGCUACACUGAAAAGGCUCUGCUGGCCUCCAUCCUGGACCAGGAGGAGCAGACCUACAUCAUCUCUAUGGUGGGAACAGGUCAGGUGGCGGCUGCGUGGAUCGGGAUGCGGAUGGUGGGGGUAGCGGGAGGGGAGUAUCUGUGGGUGGAUCUGUCUCCUGUGACGUACGUUCACUGGGCGCCAGGAGAGCCUAACAACGCCAACGGGGAGGAGCAGUGCGUCCAGAUGAACAGAUAUCCAGGCACAUGGAACGACGCUAACUGCGGCCGAGCCAACGCGGGCUACGUGUGUAAGAAACUGCCCGGAGACCACCACACUCCUCCCCCACCGACCCCCGCCUGGGAAGGAAACUGCCCCGAGGGAUGGAUGCGCUUCCAUAACAAGUGCUACUUGUUUAAAGGGAGUCACCACCACAACCAGGUGAAGGCCAACUGGACUUACGCUCGAGAGUGGUGCCGCGCCCAGAACGCUCACCUCGCCGUCAUCGAUGACCACAACGAGAAUGGCAAGUGUCCCCAGCUUGCCUGA
This is a messenger RNA of Pygocentrus nattereri (red-bellied piranha), 1458 nucleotides long. RefSeq names its product macrophage mannose receptor 1-like. Bases 1 to 1458 code for a protein of 485 amino acids. The record is from RefSeq and is a predicted model, not a curated record. Lineage: Eukaryota; Metazoa; Chordata; Actinopteri; Characiformes; Serrasalmidae. Gene Ontology annotation, molecular function: signaling receptor activity. The transcript is spliced from 10 exons.